UUUGCUUGCUUGACCUUGGCGCACACAUCUGGAGUAAGACUUUCACUUAUCGUCAAGAGAGCAAGCACCUACCAUGUUCAAGUUCAACUUUUCUGCAGACGACCUCGAGUUUGACGACCCUGAACUCGCCAACCAGCAGGACGACGACCAACUCGAAGACCUCUCCAAACCUCUCGAAUCGCUCUCUGUCUCAUCUUCUCCUGCAACUCUCGUACCUGCCUCGCAAUUGGAUAUCCAAUCCAAGUCAUGCCUCCAAAGUCUUCCCUUGACACUCCACUAUGAACUCGCCCAGAUUCCUGUCUUGAACCAGGGCUCUGGUGCAGCAACAGCAAUUGCAACCGAUACCAGGACCGGAAAGGAAAGAGAAAUUGUCACGAUCUUUAAGCGUAACCUGGAGGAUGUUAAGUUUCAGAUCGCACAGGAGGACGAUGAAUUCGACGCGCUAGAUAACGAUAGCAGGAGCAAAGAUAUUGAAGAUGCGACUGCAGGGCCUGGAGGCGUUGAAAUGCUGGCACUAGCUGGAAAGAGUGAUCUUGUCAAGGGUGUUUACGAAGGCGGACUCAAGACCUGGGAAUGUGCCUUGGAUCUGGUCGCAUACUUGGCGGAACAAAAAGAGAACUAUGAUGGCAAGAAAGUCCUGGAGCUUGGGUGCGGGUCAGCAUUACCAGGAAUCUAUCUGCUGACACAAUCGACUUCAGUUAAAGUCGACCUUCAGGACUACAAUGACCAGGUCUUAAAACUCGUCACCCUCCCUAACGUCCUUUUAAACACUCAUGUCCGCCCAGACCAGCAGCCCGCAGAAGUAGAGGAAGAGGAGAAAGAAGAUGCCGAGGAAGAAAAGGAAAAAGAUCAGGAUGCAGACGAGGACGAAAACGAAGACGAGGAGGAUGACGAGGAGGAACCAGAGGCUGACCCAGCAGAUGGCGACUUUCAAGGCGUGGAGCUAGACCUGCCGGAUUCUGCGGAGGAUAAGUUGGCACUUAUGAAGAAGGUCGAGGAGCAGACAACGUUCUAUAUGGGAGACUGGUCAGGAUUGGUGGACCUGAUGGCAUUCAAGGGCGACGAAGACAAGUACGACUUGAUCCUGACAAGCGAGACCAUCUACGCAGAAGAGUCGCAUCUUAAAUUGUACGCCACUAUUAAGAACUCGCUCAAGCGUGGUGGUAAAGCUCUCGUAGCUGCCAAGACAUUCUACUUUGGCGUGGGCGGUGAUAUUCUCUCUUUCCGGCGGCUGAUCGAAAAGGACAACGUCUUUAAUGUCAAGGUGGUCUUUUCUCUCCAGGCUUUUGUUCGUCGAGAGAUCCUCGAGCUUACUUUCAAGGCAUAAAGCACGCAAAUAACUAAAAAAUAAUAAUUAC
Gamsiella multidivaricata is the source of this 1358-nucleotide messenger RNA. RefSeq lists its product as uncharacterized. The record is from RefSeq and is a predicted model, not a curated record. Lineage: Eukaryota; Fungi; Mortierellomycota; Mortierellomycetes; Mortierellales; Mortierellaceae. Gene Ontology annotation, molecular function: protein-L-histidine N-tele-methyltransferase activity. The coding region runs from base 74 to 1327 and encodes 417 amino acids. Gene Ontology annotation, biological process: peptidyl-histidine methylation, to form tele-methylhistidine. The transcript has 4 exons.